Cottoperca gobio is the source of this 1306-nucleotide messenger RNA. RefSeq names its product cellular repressor of E1A-stimulated genes 2 (gene creg2). The coding region runs from base 74 to 919 and encodes 281 amino acids. The transcript has 4 exons. Lineage: Eukaryota; Metazoa; Chordata; Actinopteri; Perciformes; Bovichtidae. The record is from RefSeq and is a predicted model, not a curated record.
UUAUGAAAGGAAACACACGUGAGGGUAUAAACAAACGAGUGGACGAGGACGGCCAUUGUUAGAGCUCAAUGAUAUGAUGAGGGCCCGUUUCUUCCCCCUGGCAGUGUUGGCCAGUGUCCUGUGUUCGUGUCAAAGCUACACCCUGAGGAGCUCGGUGUCCUGGGUCGUCUCCUCCAACGAUGUGGUGGAGGACGCCGACCUGUCGGAGGAGGUCGCCCCGGCGCUGCUGGUGGACGGCGCCGGGCUGUGGAAGCAGGCUUACCCGUCCACAAACGUCCUCGGAGACAGCGUGGAGAGCCCCGGAGAGCUAGUGAAGGAAGAAAACGACAAUGUGGCGCAGCUUUCCUCUCGCCUGUUUUCAUACCGGCUGGAGAAGGUGAAGAAGUCCGGCAGCAGCAGUCCUCCCCCGCACCAGGAGACCGCCAGGACCGCCAGAUACAUCGCCCACUACAGUGACUGGGGACACCUGUCCACCAUUUCAACUCAAGACAAGAUCAGAGGUCUCCCCUUUGGGAACAUCUUCUCAGUCAGUGAUGGACCGCUGGACAACAGCACUGGAGUCAUUUAUUUUUACGUUACUCCAAUGGACAACACCGUGUCAGACCUGCAAAGUAACCCAUACGCUUCUCUCACAUUCUCAGAGGCUGAGGGAGAAUUCUGCAGGCAAAUGGUGUAUGAUCCAGAAGAUCCAAGAUGUGCUCGGCUCACUCUAACAGGCAAGAUGGUGGAGGUGGCGCUGGAGGAGCUCGUGUUCGCGAAGGAGGCAAUGUUCUCAAGACAUCCUGUGAUGGCAAAGUGGCCAGUGGGACACAAGUGGUUCUUCAUGAAGCUGGAGUUGAUCCAGAUCUGGCUGCAGGACUGGAUCGGAGGCGUAUCACUCAUUCCACUGGAGGACUAUUUUAAAGCUACGCCUUUCUGAGAACAUCCUUCCCUCUGAUCAUGUCAGCAUACACAGAUCAGUUCAGCUGUCUACACCGCAGAUGUCACCUUAAUAAGGGGCAAGAAUUGCCAAAGAUGAAAUGAGCAAAGAAUAUUUUUCAAAUAUUCGAAUGUGUUGCUUUUUUGAGAUGUGAAAGUGAAUAUUUUUAAAUGUUUCUCUUUUGCUCUGUAACUUGGCUCACACAAAAUCAGUUAAUCAGUAUGCUGUGUUUGGUGUGCGAAUGUAUUUAAAGUCAAUAAGCUAGGUAAAUUGAAUGAUCAUCACAGUUAACGUUUAAUAUAUUCUUUAAAAACAGAUUACUAUUUUAUUUGAUGGCAUUAAAAGAUGUGCGCUGUUUGAAAAAUAAAUGAAUGUUAGCUCACGCAA